Molecule: messenger RNA, 3895 nt
Organism: Parasteatoda tepidariorum (common house spider)
Lineage: Eukaryota; Metazoa; Arthropoda; Arachnida; Araneae; Theridiidae
Gene: tst
Product: superkiller complex helicase subunit twister
Biological process (GO): nuclear-transcribed mRNA catabolic process, 3'-5' exonucleolytic nonsense-mediated decay
Cellular component (GO): Ski complex
Molecular function (GO): RNA binding; ATP binding; RNA helicase activity
Source: RefSeq, a predicted model, not a curated record
CUGAUUUAAUCAAUCAAUCAUUUAUUGCUGAACUGAAACUCGAAAAAAGAAAACACUGGGAGAGUGUGUUAGUGUAAACAAAGAAUUACUAACCGGUGUGACACGUCAAUCAAAAUCGUUUGACUACAAAAAUUUACUUUUGUUAUUUUAUGUCUUAUUAGUGGUGUUAUUUAUUAAAGAUGGAAUCAGAAUUUAAAAUCCCAACAGACCUAGAACUAUUACCCUUAGGUGAUAAUGGGGAAAUGGAAAUCGUCCCCGCCUCUCAUAAAAAUCGUUUGGGAACAUCCAGAUUACCUUGUGGUUUGCCGCCAGUUUUACCUACUGUGAAAGAGAAACUUGAAUCUUUCCUCCAAAAUAUAGAAGAAUUACCAAUUCUUCACUUAGAUGCAGUGCAAAAAUUGAUACCAAGGGAGCCUGAUAUUGCAUCACUUUAUUCUAUUGACUUAUGUCCUCUGCAGACAACACUAAAUGUCAAAAGAGAUAUGAUGACAGGAAAAUUAUUAGGUUUUAAUGAAGAUGUGAAAGAUAUGUUUGAAGGCACGCACAAAACUUCCACCUCUCUGCAUCGUGCACCUGGCCCACCUGACGCAGGUGUGAAAGGGUGUAUGAGUAGUUUCCCAUUUUGGCCUGGUGGAAUGGACGAACCAUCAUUUACUGACCUGCUGAAAAAAGAAACCAUAGAUACAUCACUUUUUGAUGGAGAGUUGUUGGACACUCCCCCUGGUUUUCCGAGUGGAAUGAAGUUUGAGAGAAAGACGCCAGAUGAGGUAGACUACAUUCGCCCUCAACCUCAAAAAAUAUACUUGUCUGAUGUGUUUGCAAUGGAAGAUACCAUCCAUUUGGACAUUAUUGGAGAUUCAGAAGUUAUAGCGGAUGAUGAUGUUGAUUUAGAAAAAGCUCAAAAUGAACCAACUGAGCAGUCUUCAGAUGCUGAAGAUUCUUUUUCAAAAAUAAUGUCUUUACCUGUUUUGAAAAUUUCUGAAGCAGAACUUAAAAAACCACCAGUUGUAUAUGAAUGGGCUGUCAUCGAUGAUGUCAGGAAACCUGUGGCUGAUUUUCAUGAACGAAUUCCAAAAAUGGCUUUUAAAUGGGAAUUUGAAUUGGAUCCUUUCCAACAAAAAGCUGUGUUGCAUUUAGAGAAAAAAGAGAGUGUCUUCGUUGCAGCUCAUACAUCUGCUGGCAAAACAGUUGUAGCAGAGUAUGCUAUUGCCUUAGCUCAGAAGCAUGUUACAAGAGUUAUUUACACUUCUCCGAUCAAAGCUCUGUCCAAUCAGAAGUACAGAGAUUUCAAAGAAAAGUUUGGUGAUGUUGGGUUAAUAACUGGAGAUGUUCAGAUCAACCCAACUGCAUUUUGUCUCAUCAUGACAACUGAAAUUUUAAGAUCAAUGCUAUAUCAUGGUUCUGAUGUUGUUCGUGAAUUAGAAUGGGUUAUUUUUGAUGAAGUGCACUAUAUUAAUGAUUCUGAGCGAGGUGUUGUUUGGGAAGAAGUAUUCAUUAUGCUUCCUGAUCAUGUCAACUUGAUUAUGCUUAGUGCAACUGUUCCCAAUACAGCAGAGUUUGCAGACUGGCUGGGUGGUAUCAAGAAGAGAAAAAUCUUUGUCAUCAGUACCCUUAAACGUCCUGUUCCUUUAGUUCAUCACCUGUACACUGGUAGUGUAGGAAAAGCAGAAAAUGAAAUCUUCCCAAUUGUUGAUUCUACUGGGAAAUUUUUGACUGAUAAGUAUAUGGAGGCUUUGAAAGCCAAAAAGGAGAAGGAAUCCAAAUCAAAAUCAAGUACAGGACCAAAGGGGCCUAAAUAUAACAUAUCUCCAGCUCAGGAGAAAAAUGUUUACAUGGGUCUUCUCGGUCAUCUACAAAAGAAUGACCUGCUUCCGGCCGUCUGUUUCACAUUUUCCAGAAAGAAGUGCAACUCUCAUGCUGAGAUGCUCCAAAGCAAAGAUCUAACUACACAGAAAGAGAAAGACAAAAUCAAUAAGUUUUUUCGUGACAGCAUUUCAAAGCUCAAAGAGGAGGACCAAAAUCUACCACAGGUGAGGUCUAUGGGUAUGCAACUAGAGCGAGGAGUUGGCAUUCAUCACAGUGGAAUUCUACCAAUUUUAAAAGAAGUCGUAGAAAUGCUAUUUCAAAAAGGAUUGUUAAAAGUGUUAUUUGCCACGGAAACAUUUGCCAUGGGAGUUAACAUGCCUGCAAGAACUGUGGUUUUUGAUUCAAUUAGAAAACACGAUGGAUUCAAUUUCCGUGAUCUGGAAUCUUCUGAAUACAUCCAGAUGGCCGGACGUGCUGGACGCAGAGGCCUAGAUGACACUGGAACUGUUAUAGUUCUUUGCAAAGCUGAUGUCCCCGAGUCUAGUUCGCUUCAUACUAUGAUGCUUGGAAAACCAGCAAAACUCAAAUCACAAUUCAAGUUAACUUAUACCAUGAUUCUGAACUUGCUGAAAAUAAAAACUUUCCGUGUUGAAGAUGUUAUUAAACGUUCCUUUGGUGAGUCAGACAAUGAGAAGCAGCGAAAGUUAUACAAAGAAAUGUUGAAUGAAGCUAGGAAUAAGCUUCUGACAACUAAAAAAACAGACUGUUCUGUGUGCAACAUUGACCUGUCCGAAUACAUUUUAGCAAUCAGACAACUCAAGCCAAUGAAGCAAGAAAUCAUGGUUCAAAAAUGUGGUAUUGCUCUCUCCAGUCGAUUAUUAGUGUCAGGCAGGAUUCUUGUGAUAUCUACAGCUUGCCAACAAAACAUUUUGUGCACAUUACUAAAUUUAGACAAAGAUAACAAGUGUAAAGUGCUGGCAAUCGGUGAAAAGGAAAAGUCUCUGAGUUCCAAUGAAGCUUCACAUAAAAUACAGCCCUGGACUAAGCAGUUAUUUUACCCUAGCAAUAAACAACCUGAAAUUUUAACUGUGACAUUUAAUGAAAUUCAAGUUAUCUGUAAUAAGUCACUCAGGAUUGACGAGGCUGCAAUUGUUAGGGAUUGGAAAAGAAUGGAAGCAAUGAAUACAAGCCCAGGAAGGGCUAUCAGUGAAGCAUUUCAAGAGCUGUGUUCAUUAUGUGAAUCUCAUAUGAAAGGUUUACCUUCUGCCAAUAUAGUACUAAAAGACAUUAAUUUCGCUAGUAAAAUACGUUCUGUAGAAAACAUAGAAAAAUCUCUGGAAUCUUAUACUUGCGUGAAAUGCCCAGAAUUUUUGAAGCAUUUUGAAGAGCUAUCAUCAUAUAAGCAGAUGGAGGAAGAUAUUAAAGAAUAUUCCUAUAAAUUGUCAGAAGAAAGCCUUACAUUCCAUCCAGAGUAUCAGAUGCGUAAAAAUGUACUUAGGGUGUUAGGUUAUAUUGACAAUGAAGAAAAUGUCCAACUAAAAGGUUCUGUGGCCCGAGAAAUGAGUAAUCAUGAACUACUUAUUACAGAGCUUCUAGUCAAAUCCAUCUUUAGUGAUUGUACUCCUGGUGAGGUCGCUGCUCUUUUAUCCUGUAUGGUUUUCCAACAAAAAUGUGAUGACACCAAAUUAGAACUGCCAAGUCACUUAAAAAAAAAAGUUGAAGAUAUAAGAUUCGUCGCUGGGGAAAUUGCUACUGAGCAGGCUCGAAAUGGAAUAAGUGAUCCUAAUUUUGUAUCUCAGUACAAUUUCUAUCUAGCAGAAGUUGUUUAUGAAUGGGCAAAAGGAACUGUAUUUGCAAAAAUAAUGGAAAAAACAGACAUAGAUGAAGGUAUAAUUGUUCGCAGUAUACAGAGGUUGAGUGAAUUAUUAAAGGAUGUUAGAAAUGGUGCAUCUCUUGUGGGUGAUACAGUACUUGCCAAAAAGAUGGAAGAUGCAUCGCGUGAAAUCAAGAGAGACAUAGUUUUUGCGGCUAGUUUAUAUACACAAUAAUGUAUUUUUGUACAUUGAAAAUAAAUAUUUAUUAAAUGUUU